CCCAUGGCCGCGGCGCGCCCGCCGCACACACCCACCGCCGCCCGCCGGUGAGCGCCGCCGCCGCCCCUUGGGCAGCUCGGCGGGGCCGCUGCCCGCGGCCGGGGCUGAGCGCGGCGGGAGGCGGCCGGGCCGGGCCGGCCGGGCGGAGGCACCAUGCAGGCGCGGCGCUUGGCCAAGCGCUCCAGCAUGGGCAGCCGGCGGCUGAGCGCGGCGGCGCCGCAGGUGGACGCGGUCCGGCCCCCCAAGCCCGAGAGCGCCUGGAGGCCGCCCCGGCGGGAGGGCUCCGCUGCGGCGCUGGAGGAAGAGGACGAAGACGAGGACGUGGUGGUUGAGGUGGAGGAGGAAGAGGAGGAGGAGGAGGGCGGCCUGGGGAGCGCCCCCCCGGCGCUGGCCGGCCACGGCAAGGGCCCCCUCCGGGGGAGCCUUAAGGCAGCCAACAUCAAGCGUGAAAUGACCUUCCAUGCAUUUCAACAGGAGGAUGUAAAAAGUGACAUCAGUCGAAAACUGCCAGAACAACAGUUUCUCCUGUUUACCACAAAGGAGGAAGAUUUAAAAACAGCAGAGACCAAAAAACUUAACAGAGCUCAUGAGUGUGAAAAGGAAAACACACGUUCUGUUUGUCUUCUGGAGCAGAAGCGCAAGGUUGUUUCUUCAAAUAUUGAUGUGCCUCCAGCAAGGAAAUCUUCAGAAGAACUGGACAUGGAUAAAGUAACAGCAGCCAUGGUACUCACCAGUUUAUCCACCAGCCCUUUGGUCCGCAGCCCUCCUGUCCGACCCAACGAAUCCCUGAAUGGAUCUUGGAAAGAAGGAGGAUUUGUGCCUUCUAGUACCAGCAGCAGUGGAUACUGGAGCUGGAACGCUCCCAGUGACCAGUCCAACCCAUCCACCCCAUCUCCACCUCUGUCAGCUGAUAGCUUCAAAGCUUUUCGGACACCUUCCCAGCCAGAUGAUGGUAUUGAUGAAGGUGAAACAAGCAACCUUCUCUUCGAUGAACCCAUUCCUAGGAAGAGAAAGAACUCCAUGAAGGUGAUGUUCAAAUGCCUGUGGAAGAACUGUGGGAAGGUGCUGAGCACAGCUGCAGGGAUUCAGAAACACAUACGGACCAUUCACCUUGGACGUGUAGGAGAGUCUGACUACAGUGAUGGAGAGGAGGAUUUUUACUAUACAGAAAUCAGGCUCAACACGGACUCAGUAGCUGAUGGCUUAAGCAGUCUUUCCCCAGUGUCUCCAUCUUUAGCAUCUCCUCCUUCCUUUCCCACCCAAGACGCAAUCCGUCCUGAAACUUCCUGUGCCAAAACCGAGACUAAAGUGAUGACACCUCUGAGCCGCUCAGCUCCUACCAACCUCUACCUCGUACACACGGACCAUGCUUACCAGGCCACUCCUCCGGUGAACAUUCCAGGGUCAGCAAAGUUCACUCCCAAUGGCAGUAGCUUUAGCAUCUCUUGGCAGUCGCCUCCAGUUACCUUCACCGGCAUUCCAGUCUCACCAACCCAUAAUCGUCCUGCAGGGAGUGGAGAGCAGAAACAGUCCCACACAGUUCUUUCAUCACCGCCUAGAGUAGCAUUUGGCUUGAGGAAGCCUAGAGGGGAGGGGAAAAAGUGUCGGAAGGUCUAUGGGAUGGAGAACAGAGAUAUGUGGUGCACUGCCUGCCGAUGGAAGAAGGCCUGCCAAAGGUUCAUCGACUAAUGAUUGAAAUUAUGCAGAGGAUUUGGGGAGGGGGAGGACAACAGCAGAAGCAGAUUGCUGCAGCUGCACUGAUCACUUCCCAUUUUCCCCUCCAGUGAUGUGGUGUUGGGGGUUUUGGUUUUUUGGGGUGGGUUUUUUUUUCUUUGGUUUUUUUUGUUUGUUGGUGUUUUUUUUUAAAGAGCUUUGUAUUUCUAAAUGAAGCACUUGUAGCCAAGGAGAAGCACUAAUUAAAACCUGUGUGGAGCAAUAGAGCGGAAAAAAAAGAAAAGCAAAACCAAGACCACACAACAAAAUCUGUCUCAGUAAGUGUGGAAACCAGAGCAGCUAUUAGUGUUCUUCUGUAAAAGAAAGGAAAAUGUUAAUUAUUUUGCUAACUCUGUGAGCUGCUUGCUCCCUAGGAUCAUUUUUAACCAUUUCAGUCUUUCUGCUGUGAACAUCUGUAUUUGCUAAACUGAACAAUUUUUCUUUUCCUGAAAUGAAGAUCUCUUUUUGAAAGCUUUCUAAUAAACACUUCAGAGUCAUAUAAGCUACAGUUUUCUCAACAAAAGCUGUACUAAGACUGGAGACUGCUAAAUAAUUCUCCUGAUACAAAUGAUCAUGAUUAUAUUUUUGAAAAGGGCAUGUGGGGAAGAGUUGGGAUUUUCAUUUGAUUGUUUAUAGGAGAAAAGUAAAGCUGAUUUUGCAAGAAGGACAAGCAGCACUCCUGGAACUUUUUUAAAAGAGGCACAGACCAGUGGAGUGGAACAAAGUAAUUUAAGUACCAAAUUGGAUUUUGAUCCUCUAGAGGAAGAAAAGCAGCAAUGGCAAGUCACCAGCAGAUACUGUCACGAGAAGUCUGAGGGAAGAAAUACAGUGAUGCUUGAUUGAAACCCACAAGGAUAUAAGGGGGCUCCAGUAGCUUUUCUUAUUACUCUCCCCUUUCUGAGGGGGGAGGAACAGUUGGACCAGCACAGCUGUUGCUGCAGGAGGCCUGUGAAGGACUGGUAAAUGCAGCCAUGAGGAUUAUAUGUAAUAACUAAUUCAGGGAAAUGAUCCAGCCCAGCAGUUCUGCUUUUGCUUCCUUUUCUCUUAUUUCAGAGAUUGUUGUUAAGAUAAUGGUUUGUUCAGCUUUUUCUUUUAAAGUUUUACUUUAUACUAAGAUUUAUUUGAUGCAAAAAAUUGGUAGAGAAAAGAAAAUACCCUCUUUCCACAACAUCAUCUCAGAAAAAGAAGUACAACAGCAAAGGAGCAACAUAUUUGUGGUAAAAGAGCAUUUCUUAACUCAUUUUGAUAGAUGAAUUUCUCUAUUUGCAGUGCUUGGAUUGCUUUGGGUAUUUCAGUUUCUCUGUCCAUUAGGAAGUAUACACUGGAAUGAGGCAACCUGGUGUUCUGUGUCCACUUGUAUCAAAUUACUGUUAAUUAAUGAUUAUUUCAGUGCAAAAAAUAAAGGAAGGAUUUACUAGGAAGUGAAUGUACAUGGUGAAAUAAUACUUGUCUGUUAAAGAAAACCAGACAUCUUAAAAAAAAUCAAAGACACAGAAGCAAAACUUUGCCUAUUAAUAGAGACUGAAGGGCCACAAAUGCCUGGGUUAUUUUUUUUUCGUAACGUUUGAACCAAUUGAAAUUAGACCAAAUAUUUUUCUAUUUUUUUUAAAUUGUCUAAGCUGGCUUAUUCUCAUAAGAGGACUUCUAAGUAUCUAAACAACUUUCUAAAAUCUGGUCCAAAGUUCACUUGAUAGCUUUAUUAAGUGUGCAGCGCUGCUUGUGUCUGUGUAAAAGCACAAAAUAACAAUGCAGUUGUUUGGAAUAUACACUGUGGAUUCCACAGGGUAGCAGUGAAAAGAAGAAUCUAUAAUAGGAGCUACUGAAGGUUAUCAUCUGAUUUUCUGUGAACAAGUUAAUUGGGCAAUCAGGCACCUAAUUUGAGCAUGCUAUUUCUGCAGUUAUUUACAAAUUGUGUAAUUUACAUGCACAAGUGGCAAGAUACGCUUGCAUGCAUGCAAUUACUUGAUUUUUUGCCCAAUUGUGUUCUCUAAGUCACAAAAAAAAAAGAAAAACAGUCUCUGAAAUCCAGUAAGACCCUGAGAUAUAUGCACAUAUGAGUGUAUAUGAGUAUUUUUGCAUGUGUGUGUGUAUAUACAUGUAAAACUAUAUAUAUUAUAUAGUUUUAUAUGUGUAUAUAAAAUCUGAAAUUAACAGGGAAGAGAAAGAUUGUUUUCUUUACAAAUAGCAACAAAAAAAAGACACUAAAGGUCAGCAGAUAUACAUAGACACUGUAUUAUCUUCUUUCCUCUUAGUAUACAUGGAUUUUCCUUACAUGUUGUAUUUUUUCAAUUUCCAUGGUUAAAUACCUCAUAGUAAUUCAUAGACAUUUCAUCUUCAAACACUGGGCUUGCUGAUGGUGUACUUGCUUUGAUAAAACUCAAAAAAAUUGUGACUUUCCUAAGAUAUUCCUGCCAAUUUGUUCCCUGCCUCCCAUUUUAAAGGCACUUCAAAAGUAUAAAGUGUUCCAUAAUUCGACUGUUAUUGGACUAACAGUAUUUGCCAAUAUAUUUGUUGUUCACCUCCUUUUUGCUUUGGAGGAUUCUUGAAAAUAAUGUAUCAGAUUGUAUAUUGUUUCUAUAAUGUCAUGGCAUUGUGAGCAACUUUCCCGAGGGCACUUUAGGAAUUAUUGUAAUAAGAUUAUUCUUUAUAAAUUUCUGCACAGAAGAAUGGUUUUGUUGCCAGACCACAUUGCCCUCUGGUACAAAUUGAAUAUGGAUUACAUAAAGGACUAAAGCCACAAACCAUCAAAACUGGAGAGAAAGUUGGUGUUGAUGAGUCAGAAGGUAUUGAUAAAUCCUGCAGGACAAAGCUAAAUUACCAGUAUUUUUACUCAACCUUUAAUCAGUGGUUUAUAUUAAAUCAGUUUUGGAUCCUGUGGCUGUGGCAUUUUGAUUCACAAGUAGGCACCUGUUGAGGUACCGUGUCUGAGGCAAGGCCGUGCAGAGCUUCUGCAGUCACUUUGUGCUUUGAGCUCAGUUAACUCAUGUUGCACGAGCAGUUCAGCGCCUGCCGAGAUCCCCUGUGUGAUCCUCAUGCAGCCAGCAAGGACAGAAGUGUCAGCUGAGCCUUCCUUCUGCUGGCAGUACUGAUCAUAAUCUGGAGUAAUCGUGUCCAUUUUUCAGUCUCUUGUUUCUGUGUUGCUUUGGGCUGUGUCGCUGUCCUCCUAACACCUAAUUUAUCUCACACUUUGUACUGACCAAAAUAAGCAGAUUUCUUUGUUCUCCUGAGGAGGAGCUAGCCUGAGUGCUGAGGUCAUUUAUUGUCAUCACUACAUGUGAUGACAGUUCCAGUUUUUGGUUUCUCUGUGGGAGGUAGGUCAUUGUCUCUGACCCCCAAGAGAAGUCAGAGGGAAUGUCUUAAACACAUCAUGCAAUGUCUAUGUGCUACAGGGAACUGGAUGGUGGUUUAUCUAUGUCAAGAACCAGAACCUGAUAUAAAAAUUUAAGGAUCUGUUUUAUUGACAUUGGUAACAGAAAUUGCCAGCAUCAGUAUCAGAGUGGAGAUCAACCAUACUCAUCCCAAAUAUUUUUCUUUAGGGGUUUCAUUGUUAAAACAAAGCUAUUUCCCAAUUCCCCAUUCACCCCAUUUCCCAAAAGAUUUGGAAAACGAGAUAAUUUUAGAAGUGGGAAAUUUUAAUGGCAAUUUUUAAUACUGACUGUGCUCCAGCUGCUCCUCUGUGAAGUUAUUGAACAUUAAAACUCAGAUCAUCUUAGUCAUAAAAGGGUUUCCACACAAAACAAUGUGCCUGAUUCUCUAGUGCCUUGCACAAACGCUACAGGAUAUACAAGAUGCAAAGUGAGUAAAAUUUCUUCUGUUCCAAUUUGCAGGUUUACACUUUUAACCAAUACCAGUCAUCACCUAGCAUGUACCUGUUUGCAGGUCAGCCCUGCUUGUGUGAGUAAGCUGAGCAGAAUGCCUGUCUGUCAGAUUACUUUUUCCAAAUCCUUAGCCUGGUAUGAAUGUUAGCUGUCUAAUUAUCUACAGGUUCCUUGCAGUCAUUGGCUAUCUUUAUUCCUUGUCCCUUUUGUUUUUCACAAUAAUGGCUAGAUAGGCACCACAACAGGAGGUAAAGCUUUAGCCAAAAGCUCUUGUAGAACCUGCACCAUAGAUCCAGCACCAUGCAAUGUCCCAGGUGUUUUGGCACUAAUUUCAUUUUGUCAUUCAUUCUGAUCCAGUACAUUGGUGUGGUUCUCUAUUGCCUGCUGUGGCCUGGGACCAGCUAAAAUGGCCUUGUUGAGAAUCCAGGACAAUCGCUGUGCGUGUCACACUGCAAAGUGAUUUCUUUCUUCUGCUGCCUGUAAAUGUGUUGGAACGUGAUCUUGGAAGCAGGACAUGGAAUUAGAGGCUUGCUAGCCUCUUGCAGAGAUGUUGGAGAUUGCCAGUGAGGCUUCCUUCUAUUGGUUCAAAUUUAGAGUCAUCUGCUGGAGAAAGUUGUGCUGCUCCUUUUCUUACAAAUAUUUUGAUAUGGAAACAUUUGUAAAGCCUCAUCUUGAUCUUAUAUUUUAUUCAAUCUUCCUGUGAGUGGUAGCACUGGAACUGAGAGCAUGGAGUUUGGGCUUUAAUCUGCAUUUGUCAGGUUUUUCUAGUACAUAACCAGGCAGGUAUGAGGUAUCAUAGUGUAGAUUUUAUUCUAAUACAAGUUCAGCAGAGUUUUAUGGCACUUUUGGAAAAUACCUAGAAGGAAGUCAUGGACAGAAAUCAGGCUGAACAUUUAAAAACACUCUCUGUCUCCUAGAUGGGAGCAGCCUUUCUUUGCAUCCAUAUGGAGCUGGAAAAUCUUGGAAAACAGCCAAUGUACACCUACACUUGAGAGUGCCCACUUGAACUGCUCUUUCUGUCUUGGACCACAGUGCUUUUACUCCGACCAUGCUCUCAGUUCUGUCCAAAUGUGGGAUUUAAGGAUGUGUGUGUCUCCACUUGAAACUUUUUGAGCUUGUUCCUCAAUACAGAAAGCACUCAUCACAUUCUUUGUGCUUCACGCAGACCAUUUGUAACAGCAAUGCAGAAAGACUCUGGGAACAGGGAAAUCAGCCUGUUUCUGAUGGCACCAGCCAGAAGAAAGUACAAGUUGCUCUGGUGUGUUUCCUCACAUUCACAGCAAGAAUUUUUUCAGCUGAUGAAAUAGAAGAGAAUAGAUAAAUUUAGUAACAAGCUGGUGUUCUGCUGUUUUUUGACACAUCUUAACACCUAGCAUUUUCUCCUUCUGUAUUUGAAUCUGAAAGUGAGAUCUCUCAUAUACCCUUGAGGGAAAUAAACUUAGCAAUAUAAAUGCUCUUUCAGCAUUAAAUCUGAAUUCUUUAAUUAAUUUAAUUAAUUUAAUUAAUUCAGAAUUAAUUUUAAUUCUGUAAUUAACAUCUAAACAUGGGCUUGAACAUUCUAAAGAGUUAGAGUGAUGGUAUUUGCUGCUUGCCAAUCCUCUUAAAGAUUCAGGAUUGAUUCUGGAGUCCUUAACAUAGUAUGUGAUACCCAGCAUCAAUGAAUAUAGGAUGUUUAAUGGCAAUAGCCAGAUAAACAAAAGUUACUAAAGUGUUUGUAAAAAGCUGUCUCUGGAAGACAGGAAAAAAAAAAAACAGUUGAAACAGAUUUCCUCAGGGAACGUGAGAGGGCUGUAAAGGCAGAGGAUGCGAGUUUGUUUGAAUGGAAGAUGUCUAAGAGAAUGAUUUUUUUUUCUAUUUUAGGCAAAAUGAAAAAAGCAAUAUGUCACUACUUGAAUUAUUAACAUUAGAAUGAAGCACUAGUUGAUGAACAUGAUCUUACUUAGUGCUGUAGCUUAGGAAGUUCCAAAUAAAAUAAAAAAAUACAUAAAAAUACAAAAAUUAGCUUAAACCAUAAUUUUAAUGUAAAUCUAUACAUUUAUGUAAAUCUUUCCAGGGUCUAGUGUAAAUAUAAGGGCUUCUUGUCUACAAAGUUGCUUGGUCAAAACAUGCUUUUUCUGUAAUUGAAUUACUUCUUACCAAAUGACUUCAGCAAGCAAAUGCAAAAAAGCAGUAUGUCAGCAUGGUAUCCUGGAGAGUUGUGUACUGCACUUUGCAAAGGGCUACUUCUACAUGAAAUUAAAAGAAAAUAUGUCAUCACAUAUUUUUUUGUCAUAUCUGCAAAGGUAUCAGCUUCAGUAAACCCAAGGUUUUGAAUUGGGCUGUCUAGGAUUUUGAAAUUCCACAAGUUUUGCAAAUUCUCAAUUUUGCUUUAUUUUUACACAGAAGAAUCCUAUUUGAUCCAUAAUCUUUUCCUAUCUAUUCUUUUUCUUGUGUCCAGGCACUCUGUUUUGCAACUUCCCAAAUGUGUAUAAUGAAGUGAAUAAAAAUCAGCAUUCUCAGUAUUAAGAGCUACAAAUGUAAAUAGCAUUUACAUGGUAUCAGAAUUUUUAGUAUCAGUUUUUAACUGUAGUAAUUAAUUCUUCAAUUGAUGCCAACAAAUCUUUCAGGGAAGGGCAGCACAUAGUCUGUAAAUUACAAAGUACAGCUGCACAGACAUAGAACUGCUGGUGUUACAAGAAUAAAACAUAGGCUUAGGUCCAUCAGAGCACUGGAGUACGUGUUUACCUCCACUUGUGGAGUUUGUUGAUGAGGCUCCUCGUGCUCCUGAAGUUUGGCACUGAUUUUUGAGCUCUUCUGAAAUCAGGUCUUGGCAAGAGCAGAUAUUCCUAUAGCUUUGUCUGAAAUAUGCACUUUGUGGGACAAUCUACCUUUUCCUGGAUUUAUGCAAUUUAUCUUUUAGAAGAACAGACAAAUUUAUAGAAUUUUUUAUUAUGCUUUUUUGCAUUGCAGAAGGGAAGGUGAGAAAGAGACAAGUUCAGCUGUACAUUUCACCAUGUGAAAGCAUUGGUUAAGUUUGUAAAAGGUGUGUAUUUGACAUCAAGCUCAAAGAAACCUACUUGAGCUCCCUGAAAAAAAAUACAUGAUAAGCAAGUCACAUUAAAUAAAUUUCUCUUGUUCCAUCUGUAUACCCUGUACACUCAACACUCCUCCAGGCAACUGGAGGCAUAGGAGCUCUGAGUAUGCAAGGAAAUAAAUUAGUUUACCUAAAAACUUUAGGAAUACUGUGUUUUUAAGCCACAAAUGAUGUUGCCUAUGUGUAAAUUUUAGAAGAAAAUAGACAGUAGCCUUAUUAACCAGGUGCAAUACUUACAAAGGGCUAAAUUAGGGAAACAAGUGAUGUGUGUUUGUACAUCACUGCAAGCAUGCACUCUCUGAAAAUGAACUUUUCUAGCACUGGGAUCUUAAUACCUCUCUGAAAUUAUAAUGUUGGUAUAAUUUUGUAACUGCGUAUUAUACAUUAUGAAACAGGAUUUGGGAAUUUCGAAGAACAAAAGGAAGAGGGAGAAAUUGUAAAUCACAUAGACUAGUGGUAUGUUAUUUUCCAUGAUAAAAGUAAACUAAAACACCUUUACAAAGCCAAACAAAUUUGGGAUUAUUGAAAGAAAAAAUCUACUUCCCUUGGUUACAGAGACAGUUUAGUUGAAAUUUCCCUUGAUUGGUCGCUUGCAUUUUCUCAAAGUUUUGGGAUUUUUGUGUGUUCUGAUGGUGAAAACAUUCCUAAAUUACCAGUGUUUGGCUUGAAUGGUAUCAUUUUGAAAAAAACUUCUAAAAUUGAGUUCUUCAUGAUACUGUAUAGUCUGAAUGAGAUCAUGCAACAUGAUCUGCUCCAGCUUAAGCAGAGAGUUCAUACAAGCAGAAGAUUACAGGAAAAGAUUGCACUGAGCAUUCAUUGUUCAGUCAUGAGAAAGAUCUGAACAAUCAAACUAAAGCUCCACUCACAUAUUUCUUCUCUCCAUCUGCACUGCAGGGUUGAUGGAAUACAGGCUGCCAUGUACAGUGCAUUUGGCUAUCUCACCCCUGUUCGGGGAUUUUUUUGCUGAUAAAUAAUGAAAUAGAAAUCAUCUUCCUAUCUCUCUUACUGUUUUUGUCUUGUGCUCCGAGUCCAGAAUUCACUGAAAGACAGAAAUAAUCAGGUCUGUUGCACAGAGACUGGUUCUUUCCCUGUUUGACAGACUUGUAACAAAGGGCCAAAGUACCAAUGCAGAGACAUUAGUCAAAAAGGGCUUGAGUCAGUCAGACUUAAGCUGAAAAAAAUUGCUCAGAAUUAGAUCCCAGUAGGAGGAAACUAGUCUUAAGCAGUCAAUUACAGAAGUUCUGGGGUUGAUUUUUGGUGUUUUGGGGGUUUUUUUUUUCGUAAAUUACAAGUCUGAUUAAAAGUCUUAUUACACAAUUAAGAGCAGAAUGCAGCUCACAUUGUAACAAGCUGAGCCCUCACAGCAGUGCAGGUUUUCUCAGGAGAGUUCAGUUAUUCCCAUGAAUAACUUCAUUGACCAGGGCUGUUCACACAGGUAAUGGUUGUAGAACAAAGGCACGUGGGUUUUCCUCUGUGUGCUUUCCACUGGGAUUGGGAUUGUGAAACUGUGAAUCUCCCUUUCUGAGGGCUUGAUUGUGCAUUCAGCUUUGUGAGAGGGAUGGAUACAGUGGAUACCUCUGCUCAUGUGCCGGGCUCUUGGAAGGGUUUCUAGCAAUACCAAAGUGGCAGUACUCUGGAUGUGUUACCUAGUGACAGAUUUAAGAGCUGUUAGGCUGGUGGGAUUCAGCCUGUAAUCUACCCUACUGAUACCAGCCCCAGGGAAAAGGGGGUUUCUCAGUAUGGGAUCCAGGAGAGCCAGCCCAGUUUGAAAGGAGUCCACACCACCACAGUCCCUGUGCCCUUGGCUCAAGUGGGGCCUUUGCUGUGUCGAGCUUGAGGGAGGUUGGUUAUCCAUGUGCAUUCAUGACAUGUUCAUAGUACAGAACACUCUUUUGGAGAGAAAGAACCUCUUUUUUAGCUAUUAAAAUAAAACUGUGGGAUAGCUUUUAAGUUACAGAAAGUCACUGAAUGAGUCUCAGCAUUGUCAGACUUGGAAUCAGACAUGGUUGUGUCCCUCCUUCCAGAGCCGUGCUGCAGCUCCCCUGGGGCCCUCACAGAGCCCUGGAACCUUAACCAAGUUUUCCCCAAACAUUUGCUGGAACCCAGCACUGAGCCCUAAACCAAGUUGGACCCCCAGGAAAAGGAGGCUCUUUCCAGCUCUUUCCCAACUCUUAGACUACCUAAGUCAGUGUUUCAUUAGUAGAUCUUUCUAAAGGGGACAUUGUCCCACCGCUUGCCUCCGGCAUUUCUAACACAGCACCAUCCACUGCUGCAUUUGCAAGGAGCCAGACAUCAUCUUGGUCAGUCAUGGAGUUUGGGGAUAUUAUUUUAGAUUUAGACCUCUGCAUCCUGUGUCAGGCUGCAGUUCCACAGCCAGUUAAGGUGACAUAAGCUUGUGCUGCUGUUGAAAAAGCUCUUACCCUCAGCAGAGGCAUUUCUAGAGAGAAGUUUCCUGAGUUAUGCUGGCUUGAUCCAGUCCUGUAAGUGUAGGUCUGUAUAAAAUGGUGUGGCCUGCUGGGUCUGUGCCCCUGCUCUUUCAUGGGACAGGCAUGGUAAUACUGCCUUUAUCCCACUCUGUCUUGUCUGGAGUCUCAUUGAGGACCUGAACUCGGACAUACAGCAUUAAACUCAGGAGUUCCACCUAUGGCUGGUGGCAUUGAUUUUGGUAUGAAACUAAAUAUAUGGGGGAAAAGAGAGGAAUUAGAUCAAUAAUUGUACAUCCAAUGUGUCUUAAGACUGCAUCUUAGCGGUGCCGUGAUUUUGCUAAGCAGAUGUUGGAGGAGUUAAGGGAUGUGACAAACAUUACUGGAUCCGUGACCUCUGUAAAUCUCUACAGAGGGCUGUAUUCUUACCAGGGUAUACUUCUUACCCAGACGUGGUAACAACUAGGAAUGAUCCUCAGCUGCUUUGCUAGUGCAGAGUUUUAGCAUCUUUUUAUUACAGCUUCAGUUCAAUAGUUAUAGGAAUGCUGGGCAAGAGGGAAAGGAUCAUCAGGUAACUGAAGAAAGAGGACCAUCAGCAUCAAUUGCACUGUGGGUUUCUUUAACUCUCUGAAACAGCAAGCAUGUUCUCUUAUCACUUGCUAGUCAUGUUGUCUCAUGUAAGAAAAGUAUUUCCAUCCUAGAAGGGGGUGAAUUUAGCAGAGGGUAAGCAGCUGUAGGAAACCAAAACCCCAAUUUCCCAGAUUUUAUGAGUAAGGGAUUUCUAAAACAUUCAGCUUGCAGAAGACUGCAGUAUUUAUAUCCACACAUCCUUUUUUGUUGCUUCAGUCACAAAAGGGAAAUACUUGCCUGCAUACAUUGUUCUUCCUUUGUUUCCUAUCAAAUCUUGUUUCAGAGAGUAUAAAUUAAGUUCAAGUUCUUUUUUAAAAAACAUUUUUUCUGAAUUAUUAUUUUUAGAACCCUCUUUCACUUCAGUGUAAAAUUACAGAGCUUUAAUUUGCUCUGUAUUGCACUUUAUAUAUAUUUUUCACUUUUUGGGCCAUGUAUUUUUAUACACAGAACAAUAAAGGUUUUAUUAAUCUAGUUUUAACUUGAAAUUAACCAUGAAACUAAGAUGUUUUUAUAAAAAUGCAAGUUCCCUAAAAUACAGUAAAUAAAUCUGUUUGGGUCAGUGACAUUUUUAAUGAUACAUUGAGAAAUAUUAUAGCUUCUGAAAUUAUUUUCCAUUUGAUAAAUUCAAUACAUUAAUGGAUGUCAUGGUUUAAAGUGGAAUGUGAAUGAGAAGUUCACAAAGUUCUAGACGGUAGAUUUCCUUAUAUGCAAAACCUGCUUAGUUUAAUUGAUAAGGGUUUAAAAAAUAGCCUAAUCUAGUUCAAAGAAGAGUGAAACCGUUUAAUAGGCAAGUUUAAAAUGCCAGGAGCUCACAGAAAUUUGGAAAUGAGAUUAAGUUAAGCACCCAGGAGCUGUUUCUCCCCCUGCUGUGCCGUGGGCAGCCUGUGGAGCCCCUGGGCUCUGCAGGCAGUGAGCUCAUGAUGGUACAAGGCAGCAGCAGAAGCCACAGGAGAGUUCAGAUUCUCCUCUUUAAACAGCUGCUCUCCCAACUUGCAGGGCCACUGCCAGGCUGGCAGUAGUAUUUCCAUUUGGUUUUUCCCGGCUUCAUCCCCACUGAUUUUGGGAACUAGUGUCCUAAAGACAAUCCUUUUAUUCCUAAGUGAAUUAAUGAACUCAUCUUCCCUCUGGUUCUGGUGUUAAGCUUACAGCAGUCACACUAUUGUACAUAGUUUGUCUUAAUUUGUAGAUGCCAGUUUCAGCAUUUUAAACAAAGAAAAGCUACUCUGCCCCAGCACAGAAUCCUUUUAAAUCUUAUGGAGCAUGCUGAAAAAUAAAGACCUUUUUGACUUUUACUUUGUCCAAAUUCUUUAUUCCAAAUCACACAAAGAAAAGUGGGGAAAACAAGGCACAUGAAGAGGGGAGAGACAGCGAUGCUCAUUUCCUCUCCAGGGUGAAUCAUUCCUGGGCUCCCCUCUCCCAGGCUGAGUGUGUGUGUGCGCAGACCAUGCACAGCUUGGGAGUCAUGUAAAAUCCAUCCUUGCAAAAGCUCUUAGCUGGCCACCUCCCAGAUACCCCAGCUCCUUUUCAGAGGCUUCCAAACAUUCUGCUCAUUUCUGCAUCCAUAGGUAAAAGUAAAAGCUACCCGCUGCUCCAAUAGCCUCAGUAUAGUUUCCCCUUGGACUGCAAAUGUAUCAUUUUGCCAUUUUUAAUCAAGCUGCAGUUCUCCCUGCAAAAGAUGGGCCUGAUCCAGCUGUUGAGUCCUUCCAGGGACCGCUGGGAGUCCCUGGAGCGAGGCAAGCACCCUGCCAGUGGUGUGCAAGCCUUGUGCUUAUCAGUGGAACCUGUGCUGAUGUGGGCUGAUGUCACCUGUCCAGGCUGCACAGCAUGGCUCAGCUCUUGCAGUUAUGGGGCAAAUUAAGCUUAAAACCUUUACAGUGAGCAUAGGGUGUCUGGAAACUCAGCCUGCGCUCGGCUGAGGAGCAAGAGCAGUGACAGGCCCGUCCAAGGUCGUGCUCUGUCAGGCAGCACAAAUAACAGCUCUGUGGCCCAGUUGGUUGCUGUAUUUCCAUGUGUGUUUGAAAGAAGCCUUAGAAAAGAAGAUUUGCAGAUGCUAUUCCUUCACAAUUUGCUUUGAUUCUGUGCUCUGGGGCAGCCUAUGGGCUGGCACAGCACAUUUAGAUAAGGGGCUUCCACUAACAGUGACUUAGACAUAGCAGAAAACUUUCUUGUAAGAAGCAGGUGCUUCUCUCAUUCUUACAACAUUAAAAACACACAACAAAAUGCCACUAUACAGACCUUUGUCAAAUUCUCACAGUCCCCUGUAGCACCAGCAGCUGGGAGAAGUCAAGAAUUCAGAGGACCUUGGCCAUAACUCACCAAAAAGCCUCUGCAGUCUGUUGCCACUGAAAAUGAUUUAGUGCUGGAUCAAAGCCACCCAGAAUUGGGCCCUGAAAAAUUCCUCUGAGAAUUUUGCUGUUAUUUCAUAUGAAAAAAAGUGUUAAAAUCUUUGUGUCAGCAUAUGAGUCUAUUCUGCCUGCUGAACCAAGAGCACUUCCAAUGGAUUACAGAUAUCUUGGGAAUCAUUCUCAGUACAAGUCAGGACACCCCAAACAUUACAGUUGUUUUUCUUAAAUUAGAAACAUUUACAAAAUUAGCAAUAUGCAUAUUAAUGCCUAAAAGUUGAUAAAAAAUAAUUAAGGUACUGAGAAGUAUUUGCUUGCACCUGAAACUUUAAAAGAAUGACUACUGAAUUUGUGAUGUGCUAAGCACGCGCUCUUGAGUUUCAUCAACGCAGUAAACCAGCUUUGUACAGAGUAAUUUUAUAAAAAUUGAGAAGGUUUGUUUUUUUCUCAAGUUACUCAAGUAGUUCAGGUAAUGAAUAAUUUGUUUCUGAUCAAUGCAUUUUAGAAUGAGCAAAUCUUAUCCUCUUGCACUUCUAGUAUUCAUUGUUUGUAUGGAAAAAAAAAAUCUACUUUUCCAUUUCCCAGUGAAUGACCAGUUCACUACGCAACAGGCAAUGUUUCUUGACUUUAGAUUGCAAAAUAUGCUUAGAUGAUUUUACUCUCCUCCAUGUGAAUGGUUAUAUGAGAUUCUUACCUUUUUCUAGCUUCAAAAAUGCUUUUUGCAUUUCCAUAGAUACGGUUGAAUAAAAAUUGCAAGGAAGAAUCUAAGCCAAAUGCUAAGAAAAAUCAAGUACAUGAAACAAACAUGAAGAUAAAGUCUCAUGAGAAAAGUCAAUCCAUUGCUGAAUUAAAUAUUUAUAGAACACAUUGAUUAGCAGAGAGCACUGAUCUUUGUUAAAAUUACAUUUAGAGGCAGACCACUGUAUUUUAGUGUCACAAGUGACAAAGGAAUUUUUCUUCAGAAAAAGUCAAAACAUUAAAAUAGAUCCUUUGGACCAAGAUUUUCUCAAUUUAAGCCCAUCCUGCCUGUUACAUUACUGUUGUAUGUUCAGGAAUGCUCAGGACAACAGACAUUCCUCACAGGAAGCAGCUAAGUUCCAAAGUGUCAACUAAAUAAAAAGAAAGUGAGCAAACUCAUAGAAUUUUCUUACUACUAGCUCAGCUAUUGCAAAAAAAGGACCAAAACCAAAACAGCAAAAAAGCACUACUUACUACUGAACUAGAAUUUCAGCAGUUUAAAAGGACCAUGUUUUGAUCUAGUUCACACACCAUAGCUAAACCCAGGUUCUGUUGGUUUGCUUGUUUGUCUUUUGGGAUUUUUACUUCUUAACAGCCUUCAAAGCAGGGUCUGUCAUUGCUGAGAUGACCACAGCUGAAUAGGAAUCUCUUGAAAUCCUAAAACACAUGAUUAGAGAAACAACAGACUUCAAAUGAAAAACUACUUAAAAAUUAUCUCAAAAAAUCAAAAAGAAAAGUUAGUUCUCUAUUUGGGAAAUGCCAUUCAGCUACCAUUAACUCCCAGGUUGUGUGUUUAACUGACAUCCUGUAGCUUUGUCAGCUCACAUUUUUGUUAAAAGCAGAUGGUGAUUAAUCUACAUAGCAAAGGACCUUCCUUUGGUCUUUGUAAAUGAAUGUAUACAUACAAACUAUGCAUUUUCACACAGCUGCAUACCGUAUCUUGAAUCACUUCAACCUUUCCCCUAGCUUAGAAACCCCUGAACUUCAGGAGCAGAAGGGAUUCCCACCUCCUUUGGCAGAUAUUUGUCUCCUGACUUGUUUCUGCUCUCCAAACCCCUUAGAUGCAGACAGAGCAAUACUGAGCUGCACAGCACAAGGAGCAGAGGGGCUGGGGGCCUGGGGCCAAGUCGAGGACCUGGCAUGGCCAGAGGGGUGGUGUCUGUGCUCCCUCUGCCAGUGCUCUCCUGCCCAGCACCUCUUGCACUCUGCUCAGCCCCCUGGGCGCUGGGGUGGCUGAGAGGGGCCAGCAGCUGCUCUCACCCGGGCUCAGGAGGAGUUUAAAGCCACACUGGGCCCAGCUGUGCCAAGGAGAGGGAGGCCACUGCCCCAGGGCUUGCAGAUGCCAUCCUCCUCCUUGGGACAGCCUUUCCAGCCAUCCCAGCAGCCCGGGUUCCUUCUGAGCAUCCCUUCCCCAGGGCCCUGCAGCACGUGGGAGGCAGGGAUGGCUCCUCAGGGGUUUGGUCUCACUGCUGAGACCUGCCCCAGGUGGUGCAGAGCCCAAAGAGCUCAGCCCUUCAUCCUAAUCACUGGGGGAAUUCAGGGCUGGGGUGUGCAAGGGACAAAGGAUCAGAGCCUGGCUUUAGUGCACCUUCUGUUGGAAGGGAGCAGGAAAGACGGAAAAUGGAUGUCAUGUUCUUGUAGCUGGUGUAAUUAAAUAUGAGAAAAAGAUACUGCAUGCAACAUUUCUUACUUAAAUGUUGGGUUGUCUCUGUAAUAUACAUCAGCCCAGUCUGCUCAAUGAAGUGUGUUUCUUAUGCUUUAUCCUACAGGAAGAAAGACCAAAAAAGUAGAAGUAAUAAUAUCCUUGCUUUAGACUAAAGCAAGCAUGGACUCAACAACAAAGAAAGAUUUUGUUUAUAUGCAAACUGUUUAAAUAUUUGAUACCAGUAUGAAGGCAGUCAUAUUCUUAUGUAUCCAGAGAUUUGCACUCAUCUAGGUUAUGUUAAUUAAAAAUAUUUUUGCGGUCUGUAUUUGUAUUUGAGGGGCCAAGUCUUUAAUUUUAUAUUCUUUACAAGAGUUAGUGUGGCAAUUACAUUUUUCCAUUUAUUGAGCUACCUGCCCACCCAUGCUAGUUGCUCAUUUGCAUAAAGAAUAUUUCCAUUACUUCAAAGGUUUUUGGGUGGAUGUUUUCGAAGGGAACCUGCCCCAGAGAGUUCCACAGGAUUGUCCAGCACGAAUGGGAGGCUCUCUGGAGCAGCAGGUCACCCUUGCCAGGACGUGGCCUGUCACUGCAACAGACACACGUGGAUCCAUUUCCCUGCAAUCUGCAACUGCAUGUGGGCCUGGGGUAGCUCCAGCUGCAGUCCCUCAAAUCAAAGCUCUGACUGACCCUGUCAGUCCUUUGCUGUCACUUACUAUCACAAAGUUAACUUUUUACAACGAGGAAGAGCUUCCAACUCUGGCACUGAUGGAAAUACUGAAUACUUUUAAUAUAUAUAUAUAUAUAUUUGGAAAGUAUUUGAACAGUGUUUUGUCUUUUUUUAUACAACUUUUAGCCAAAUAGAAAAAUUCCGAUUAUUACUUCUGUGGAUACCUGUCCACCUGUAAAUAGACUCAUAUAUUCAGGUACAUGAACCUGAAGAAAAAAAUAAUAAAGACUGUUCAGGGGCUAUGCGCUUUGCUAGCUCCUGCUUCCUUUGUACAUAAGAGGUAACUGUUUAAAUGUUGGGUGGGGUUUUUUUAAUUUACCUGUUGUUCCUCUAAAAAAGAAGAAGAAAAAAAAACUUUUGACUUUGUUUUCUCUUUUCUGAGUUAAUACAAAGAUUUUCUAACUUUUUACUGCAGAAAUGGAUAAAUACCUGGUGCUAAGUGAAUGUGAGUCAAACUGGCCAUAGCAGAUACACCAGUUAGAAUGCACUUUUCCUGAGGCACACAAUGUAUUUUCUCAGAAGGGACCUUCAAAGGACUGUCAGAUGUUUACAUUUCUUCUUGUUGCCCCAAAUAGUUUUGAAUAUUCAAAUAACUUCCAAAAAUAAAGUCAUGGUCCAUUACUGAUGUGACAAAUCCUUACAUUUAAGUAUCUACAACAGCUUUGUACAAAUACCAUUUUAGAGAUAGUUGAAAUAUUGGGCUUUCAUACUUUGUAAUGCUUUGAUGUGACAAUAAAUAUGCUGUUGCUAUCUAGUCUAACCUCAUUGUAGACCUGUAACUCCCUGUUUCUGGUUAUGUCAUGAAUUGCACUGGCUUGAAUUCAGCCAAAUACUGACUGUUCAGCUGAAAUAUUCCGACUGUUAUGAUGUCCACAAAACAUUAAUUAAAUGCACUUGUAUCUGA
Molecule: messenger RNA, 18010 nt
Organism: Passer domesticus (house sparrow)
Lineage: Eukaryota; Metazoa; Chordata; Aves; Passeriformes; Passeridae
Gene: ZNF704
Product: zinc finger protein 704
Exons: 9
Coding region: 154-1689 (511 amino acids)
Biological process (GO): regulation of transcription by RNA polymerase II
Cellular component (GO): nucleus
Molecular function (GO): DNA-binding transcription factor activity; RNA polymerase II cis-regulatory region sequence-specific DNA binding
Source: RefSeq, a predicted model, not a curated record